CAAAAAUCUUACAAAAUGGCCUGUUUAUUGUGGUAUACAUCAGUAAACAUGUUGAUUUGUAGUAGAUUGAUUUUGCCGAUAUUUGUGUUCAUUUUGCUGUUUUGUGAAACAACAGAUGCCGAAGAGAUUCCUGUACAACGUUUUAAAAUUGAAGGCAAGGUUUCAGUUGUUGGAUUAAAGAACUAUGCAGCUGAAUGGAUGAAUGGAUUGGUUAUUUUAGUCAAUGGUGGAAUUUAUAAAGGUUUUUUAAAAGUAGAUGGCACUUUUGUUGUGCACUCUGUGCCGCCCGGCUCUUAUUUAGUUGAAGUAGGGUCUUCUAAUUAUGAUUUUCCUCGAUACCGGAUUGAUAUCACGAAGGGUGGAAAAAUACGUGCCAGGCAUGUUAACUUUCUUCAGCCAAAUGCAGUACAAGUUGUGCCAUAUCCGUUAAGAUUUGUUGCAUCAAAACAAGCAGCAUUUUUUGAAAUCCGAGAAUCAUGGAAAAUUACCGAUUUCCUGUUCAAUCCUAUGGUAUUAAUGAUGGUACUACCAAUUUUAUUUGUUGUUGUUAUGCCAAAAUUGAUGUCUAUGGCCGAUCCAGAGGCACAAAAAGAAAUGCAAUCGCAAAUGAGCAUGUUUAAUAACCAGAAGCAGAUGCCAGAUAUCUCAGAGAUGAUUACGAACUACUUUGGUGGUGUUGAAAAAAAAAAAACUGUUGGUGCUAAAACUCCUUCUAGAGGGUCUGCCAAGAAGAGGUAGUUCUUGUUUAUUUGGCCUGAAGAUCUUUCUAGAAUAAGAAUGCUUUUUUUUUCUGCAGCCACGAAUGGAAUAUGUUAUUUCUAUAUCUUGGUUAUCUGUACCUCUGGUGGCAUAUGUUUAAAGUAGCCAAAUAAUUUAGAAUAAAAAAUGUUGUAAUGGCCAGAUGAUAAUAGAAGUAUAUGAUGUGUUUUAUUUUUCGGAAUAAAAAUCUGUUGUUUACUUUA
This is a messenger RNA of Hydractinia symbiolongicarpus, 962 nucleotides long. RefSeq names its product ER membrane protein complex subunit 7-like. The record is from RefSeq and is a predicted model, not a curated record. Gene Ontology annotation, cellular component: EMC complex. Gene Ontology annotation, molecular function: carbohydrate binding. Lineage: Eukaryota; Metazoa; Cnidaria; Hydrozoa; Anthoathecata; Hydractiniidae. The transcript has 2 exons. The coding region runs from base 16 to 738 and encodes 240 amino acids.